Molecule: messenger RNA, 5532 nt
Organism: Williopsis jadinii
Lineage: Eukaryota; Fungi; Ascomycota; Saccharomycetes; Phaffomycetales; Wickerhamomycetaceae
Biological process (GO): protein ubiquitination; ubiquitin-dependent protein catabolic process via the N-end rule pathway
Cellular component (GO): cytoplasm; ubiquitin ligase complex
Molecular function (GO): zinc ion binding; ubiquitin protein ligase activity
Source: RefSeq, a predicted model, not a curated record
GAGCUCUUGAAGAAGUCAUUGCUUCAGUUCUCAAAGAGAUACCAGCAUCGGUUUAGCAAAGCUGUCAAGGUUGAUCUAAGAAGGGUAUUAUUCUUUGCUGCUUCCCACCAGGGGAAGUACAUGAAGCACCUAUUCAACGAUGUUGAUGGCUCUGUGCUUCCGACGAAUUGGGAGCAUGUGCUCCUGCCAGAGAGGUACCAGCAUUUGGAAGGACGUGGGUUUUACUUCCAAAGAGCCCAUUAUCACGACUCCUCGCAUCCAAAUAGAUCGUGUGGAAGGAUGUUCAAGAAAGGUGAACCGAUAUACCGUUGUAUGACAUGUGGUAAGGAUGAAUCAUCCGGAUUGUGUCUGGACUGCUUUGUCGAGGAGGAUCACCAGGGUCAUGCGAUAAUACCAUUAAUCUGUCAAAGAGAAAAUGGUGGUGUCUGUGAUUGUGGAGAUUCUGAUGCCUGGAAGAGAGAUUUCCACUGUAAACAUGCCAAUUGUGAAGAGACACCAAUAUCACAGAUUCCAGAGGAUUUCCAAAUAUCCCUCCUGCAAACGUUCGAAAUCGUACUUGACUUUGUCGUUGACGUUUUGGCCGGUUCAACUCCAAUUCUGAAUCAAUCGAGAAAGACCGAUACUAACACAGUGUUGCUGAACAAACAUUUCUCAGUUUUCCAACAGAAUAAGUACCAUGGUACGGAUUGGCCCUCUGAAACGUUCUCCCUUGUGCUCUACAAUGAGCAAAACAAGCAAAUUGUUGACGCUCUGCAAAAGAUUGUACUCACAACCGACAAAGCCGAAGACUUUGGACUGAUGGUGACAGACAGAGUGAACAAGGUGGGAAGAGCAACUGUAAUGACACAUACUGAUCUUGAGAAGCUCAUUGAAGCUCAAAACGAACUACGUGCCGCUGGCUUACCUUGCUGUAUCAGAAACUCAAGAGACACAUUUAGAGAGGAAAUGUCGUCUGAAAUUAUCAUAUGGCUCCUCGAAAUGGUCAAUGGACCAGUCUUUGGAAAUUACAACAUUUCCAGGGAUCUUUUAUCAAGAGCUUUCUGUCGUAAAUGGGAUGUUGGUAUCAACCUGCAAAUGGGCACACCACCAGGGCCUGGCGGAUUCCGUGAUUUCACAAAGAUCCCAUUAUGGGGUAAUCUGCCAUUGAACCCUGAUGACGCUUACCAAGAUCAUUGGAGUAGACCCACAAAUCCAUGGAAUGUUGAAGAGUCUGUUGCAAAGGAGUGCCAAUAUGAUCCAAAUUUCCGUAUUUGGAAUUACACGACGUUUCAUGGCUCAAGAUUACAGUAUCUCCUUUACUUUGACAUCAGACUUUGGAAAGCAAUCAGAACAGAUAUUCACAAGCUUAUGAACUCCGUUCUUACGUCGAACAGACAUUACAGACCAAUUGUAUGUUGUCAAUACGUUGAUAUUUACCCAAAGCUCUUGGAGAUGUUUUUCCAAAUGGAUAGAGAGCCUGAGUAUAGCUGCAUGACAACGUUGACAACGCAGGUUUUUACUUCAUCAUCCAAUGCUACACAAAUAGCACAGCAUGGUGAUCUAACGGUACUUCUAUCGUGCGCUUAUUGUUACCUAACAACUUUACAAAUUGUUUGGCCAAUGGUUAAAGUGGUCCAUGAAGAUCUAAAGCUCGCAGCUUUUAGAAACAGAAGAAUAGGCCAAGUCAUAUUUGAUAUUUGUUGUGUUCUUACAAAGAGCACAUCUUUGGUUGAUGUGAUAAAUUCAGAUUUUGUUAUGCAGGUUUGUGAUAUCCUGGAGUUGUUCCAAGGGAAACCCGUUCUAAAGAGAGCAAUACACGCACACGUGGAAUAUGAAACAAAUGAUUACGGACUAUAUUUCAAUAUGUACUCUGUAACUGCAUCUCUUGCAGAAGUUGUUGCAAAGGCUAUGUUGAAGCUUCCUCAUGAUGAAGUCAUGCAUCUGGUAUAUAUCAUUACUGAAAGAACCAUAAUGUGCCAACGUUCUAUUUCUCGGGUGGAACCAAAUCAUGAGAAGAUCGAAAACUCAGUAUUGAAGACAACAGUUAUGGACACCAUUGAAGGUCCAUUUUCGGUUUUUGACUCCAAACCUCACUUGUCCAGAGUCAGUCUUGUCCACCCAUUACAUGCCUUUACGACAUGGGCCAUUCAAUUCUCAGGUGUUACGGAUAUUAGAGACUUUGAAUUAAUGUUGCAACCUCGUGGUGACGAUAUUUUGUUCCAUCUUCUCGAAUAUCCAUUGAGGACAUUGGUGAUUCUCGCACAAAUUCGUGUUGGCCUAUGGGUCAGAAACGGAUACAGCAUCCGCACACAGUUGAACAUCUACAAAACUAGUGGAUUAAGAGAAUCUGCAUUCAAGAGAGAUGUUUACAUGAUUCAAUUUUUGAUGUGUAUGCUUCCUGCAAGUGAGAUCAUGGCAACCUUCAUCAAUAAAUGGAGCCUUCAACCUUGGCUGAAUGAGGACUUUACCAAUGAAGAAGACUACGAAGACUCUACAUUGAGCUUGAUGGCUGAGGAAUUUUUGCUAUUCUGCAUUCAAUUACUUUGUGAUACAGGAUAUCUUUUCGAGGUGGAAGACAUGAGUGAGAAGAGAAUACGGAGAGAAAUAAUUCACUACUUGUGUUUCCAACAGCUGUCCUACUCGAAGCUUUGUGCCUCAAUUCCCGAGUACAUGUAUCACGAGAAACGCUUUGAUCUUGUUCUAGAAUCUGUUGCGGAUUAUUCACCUCCAAUCGGUGCCAACGGAGUUGGGCAUUACAAAUUGAAAGAUGAACUAUACGAUGAAAUUGACCCUUAUUAUGUACACUAUAGUGCAAAUAAGAGAGAUGAAGCAGAAAAGGUCUUGCGUAAACGUAUGUCGAAAGAAAAAGGAAUUCCAUACGAUGAAACAUUUAUUGAACCAAAACUGCAAAAUUUGGAGGGAACCCUUUUUCAGAACUUGUUUACUGUCACAUCAUCCAGGAUUUUCGUACAGUUUCUAAAGAGCACUUUGAAGUUCGUCAACAGAGAAGGACUGGAAACUACCGAGUCCAUAAUGACUCUGGUAUUACACUUGAUUCACAUUGGAGUUAAUGGUAUUCAUAGAUCAACAUGUUUAACGUUUUGCGAAACGCUUUUUUCCGAACUCACCGUGGAACAUAACGAACCGUUUUACUACGAAAGUGUUGGUGCUUUACUCUACAAAUUUCUACUAGAUGAGUCAUAUUUGUCUCAUUAUGCAAAGAUCCGUGAGAUAUUCAAAGCACUAGCAGAUAAAAAUAUACAUGUCAACGACUAUCUCGAAGAACAAGUUGAGCAUUUUGAUUCAUCAUUAUUGACAAAGAAUGCGGUUGAUGUUUCUAACGGAGAGACAGAAUUUGAACGGAAGAAGAGGCUUGCUAAAGAGAGACGAAACAAAUUGAUGGCUAAUUUCAAGAAACGUCAGAACAACUUUGUGAGUAAAAACAGCAAUGAUAACAAUUUGAGUGAUGAAGAUAUGACUCAAUCAGAUAACGAUGAUUGCUGGGAGUAUCCUCAAGAGCACUGCAUAUUAUGCCAAAUGAGUCUGGGAAACGAUUCACUCUUUGGAAUUGCUUGUAACAUAUCUCCUUCAUCCGUUGAGAGAACCAUUCCUUUCAAUGACAAGUUCUGGCUUUUGAGAUCAUUUGACGAUGUUGGAAGCAUGGAUGACACCUCCCAGUUGGAAAGUGAUCCUCGAUUGACAACUUAUCUAAGUGAUCAAAAAAGGACUGCGGUUAUUGGGCCACCUUUCCCAGUGAAUGGACAAGAGUCUAUUAAGAGUGAUCUAUUAACAACAAGCUGCGGCCAUGGAAUGCAUUACAGUUGCUAUUUAGAACAUCUGGAAUCAUCAAAGUCCCGUCACACCCAGAUUAUUAGAACAAUUCCAGAGGAUUUUGAGAAUUGGGAGUAUGUCUGUCCAUUGUGCAAGUCUUUGGAAAACGCAUUCAUACCAGUCUUAUGGACCAAAAAUCGGAACAAGUUCAACGACUUUGUCAACUCUAAAGAAUCAUGGUAUGAAGGCUUUGAUGAUAUUAGAAAAACUUCUUGUUGUGAACCGUCAUCUCUUACGGACUUUGCUGCAUAUAUGCUGAAUUGUUUAGAUGAGUCUUUGAAACAGGAGUACAAGGGUCUUUUAAAAACAGGAAGUGAAGAUCUACCAAAGAACUUCAAAAUUGUGACCAGUGCCAUCAUUUCCAGAAUUGAUUCUGUUUCUCCAAUCCAUUCAAUGGACCAUUUAACAAGACUCGUACGGGAUACAAUAAGGAUUUCAGAAAUCUCUUGCAGGAGUAUGUCUACGCCAUCUGGUUUAGUACCCGACCUUGUUUCCAAUCAAAUCAUGACCAAUUUGAGAGUUCUAGUUGAAUUCCGUAAAACCAUGCUUGGACUGGGUAUUAUUCAGGAAGAAGUUGAGGGUAAAAGAAAGGGGAUGCCAGUAAAGCUUGCAGAGGAAGCACUUGGAAAGUUAACUUUCCUUUCCUCAGACAGGGUUUUUGAUGCCUUUGAUGAUAUUGAUUUUUUCGACUUCAUCUUCUCGUGUACACCAUACCGUGAUGUCUCACAAAAUUCAUUAUAUCGCUUGGGAUUCAUGUUUGAAAUCAUGCAAAAGAUCUCCACAUUAUUGUCACAGAUUAAAGAUUCUAACUUUGAUAAGGAUGGCGAUGAUAUUGGCCUAUGUGAUAUACCAUUAUUGAACACCAAUGAAGAUAGCGAGGCAAACCUAAUGACACUUGCAAGAGCAUUUAGGGAUAACCACCCACUCUUUGACAAUAUAUCUGAUGAGAUAUUCGAAACAAGUGAGUUUGCAAUUACUCUUUACACUAUGCUCAACCGUUGUAUCACACCUUAUUUAAGAAGAGUCUCAAUAUUGGCUGCUGCCACAUGUGGAGAUUACAACAUCUGCUCCUCAAACUUGUGCAUUGAAGAAGGCUUGGAAUCGGAUCGCUUGUGUAAGCUCUUGAAUCUACCAACCUUGAGUGAAAUGUUGAUGCUAUUUAACAAUCCACAUUCUGUCGAAAGGGAGAAGUUUACAUCAUAUAUCAGGUACAUUUCAACGACGGAAAACGAAUUAUCAGCUCCCACUAUUGACUACCCUGGUGUUAUUCGCUUGUUAGAUCUUCCUCACAGACUCGAUGAUAUAUACACGAAGUUAUUCUACAGUAAGGAAGAGUAUCUGUCUUUGGGACCUUCUUUUGAUCCUGCCAUUUGUCUAUUCUGUGGUAGCGUUGUCUCCUUACAAAAGAAAUCAGCUAAGCAUUUGGAGGGUGAAUGUAACAACCAUGUUAAGCGAGAAUGCAUCAACCAAAGUGGGAUUUUCUUUCUACCUAAGCACAACUCUUUGCUGUUAUUGAAUCGAGAUUGUGGUUCUUUCCAUCCAGCACCCUAUGUUGAUUUCCAUGGAGAGAAUGAUGUUGAAGGAAAGGUUCCACAUCUCAUGACAUUGAACAACGAAAAAUAUGACAACAUAACUCGGACACUUUGGAUGCAACAAGACUCUCAAAAUUACAUCACCAGAAUGCUCGAAGGUGCACUCGAUGUUGGUGGAUGGGAGACCUUA